Molecule: messenger RNA, 1433 nt
Organism: Manihot esculenta (cassava)
Lineage: Eukaryota; Viridiplantae; Streptophyta; Magnoliopsida; Malpighiales; Euphorbiaceae
Product: malate dehydrogenase, mitochondrial
Exons: 7
Coding region: 99-1127 (342 amino acids)
Biological process (GO): tricarboxylic acid cycle; malate metabolic process
Cellular component (GO): mitochondrion; cytoplasm
Molecular function (GO): L-malate dehydrogenase (NAD+) activity
Source: RefSeq, a predicted model, not a curated record
GCGCCCGCUCCUCGAGACUAUCGAACACACAUUCUUAGCUAUUAAACCCUCUCUGGCAUCCCCAUUUCUCCACCUUACCGUCGUCGGCAAAUAUCAAAAUGAGUUCACUGUUCAGAUCUGUAAAAACCCUAAAGAAUUCUUCUUCACACCUCCUACGCCGUGGCUACGGCUCGGAAGCCGUUCCCGAACGGAAGGUCGCCGUUCUCGGUGCUGCCGGAGGGAUCGGUCAGCCACUUGCUCUUCUCAUGAAACUUAAUCCCCUCGUCUCAAAUCUCGCUCUCUAUGAUAUUGCUAAUACUCCUGGAGUCGCCGCCGAUGUUAGCCACAUCAACACCAGAUCUGAGGUUAAAGGAUACAUGGGAGACGCGGAACUAGGGAAAGCCUUAGAGGGAUCAGAUGUUGUGAUCAUUCCAGCUGGAGUGCCAAGAAAGCCUGGAAUGACCCGCGAUGAUCUCUUCAACAUCAAUGCUGGAAUUGUCAAGGGUCUUUGUGAAGCAAUUGCUAAGUACUGCCCCAAUGCACUUGUUAAUAUGAUUAGCAACCCUGUUAAUUCAACAGUGCCUAUUGCUUCAGAGGUUUUCAAGAAGGCUGGAACCUAUGAUCCCAAAAGAUUGUUUGGUGUAACCACCCUUGAUGUGGUUAGGGCCAAGACUUUCUAUGCUGGGAAGGCUAAAGUGCCAGUUGCAGGGGUUAAUGUGCCAGUUGUUGGUGGCCAUGCUGGCAUAACUAUUCUCCCAUUGUUUUCACAAGCCACACCAAAAGCUAAUCUACCAGAUGAAGAGAUUCAAGCUCUUACAAAGAGAACUCAAGAUGGAGGGACUGAAGUCGUUGAAGCAAAGGCUGGAAAGGGCUCUGCAACUCUGUCAAUGGCCUAUGCAGGAGCCAUUUUUGCUGAUGCUUGCUUGAAAGGACUCAAUGGGGUUCCAGAUGUGGUGGAAUGUACCUUUGUGCAAUCAAAUGUUACUGAACUUCCUUUCUUUGCUUCAAAGGUGAGGCUCGGAAAGAAUGGUGUGGAGGAAGUUCUUGGGUUGGGCGCUCUCUCAGACUAUGAAAAGGAAGGGUUGGAAAAGCUGAAGCCUGAGCUCCUAGCAUCUAUUGAGAAGGGAAUCAAGUUUGCCAACCAGUAAUUGGAUCGAUGCUUUUUGGCUAGAGGCCAUGUGUUCCUUCAAUGAUAAACAGAUUUUUGCAAUUUUAUUUUUGCAGUGUUGUAUUCAUUGUUGCCAAUAGCACCGGCUUUUCUCUUUAAAGUAGGGUAGGCUUUAUAUGGACCAAACUUACUUUAAUAAUUCCCUGUAGAAUGCUGCAGGAAAGAGAAAAUUUUAUUACUAAUUUAAUCCAAUUUAAGAAUAUUUGAGGGGCAAUGCGACUUGCCUGAACUAAGUGAUGUAUGGAGAAUGACUUGAUAAAGACUUCUGGUUGAAGUUUCUUGCUCA